AUGCAGCAGCAGCAGCAGCUUUCAAGCUGCUCUUUAUACCUCCACAACAGCAUGUUCCACAGGAAGGACAGUGCAGCACGCACAUCGUCCCAAGUUGUCCGAGGAGCAGGAUUUGGUGAUUCAGCUGGGAUGCAGCCAAGACUCGAGCUG
This is a messenger RNA of Aspergillus niger, 150 nucleotides long. RefSeq lists its product as hypothetical. The annotation marks the transcript as partial. The transcript has a single exon. The record is from RefSeq and is a predicted model, not a curated record. Lineage: Eukaryota; Fungi; Ascomycota; Eurotiomycetes; Eurotiales; Aspergillaceae.